AUGGAGGCAGCGGGCCUCGUUGGGGGAGUGAUUGCUACCUGGAAAACAUGUGUGCAGAUAUUUGACAUUGUAGACCAGUCCAAGCGAUAUGGGAGGGACUUUGAGCUUUAUCGUGUCAAACUUGAAGUCGAGAGACUACGGCUGCUGGCCUGGGGUGAUUCUAUGGGACUCAAUGAGGACCCCAAGGAAGGCCGUCGUGCGAAGCCAGAUUCUCGUCUCCAGGAAGAGCGUACCAAGCAGGUCGUCCUACAGGUACUCGGAAGCAUUGAACAGAUUUUUGAAGACUCGGACAGGUUAAGAAGCCGUUAUGGUUUGACUGAAGAGGUAGCACGGUCAGAUGCGCGGGCUUCUCUGCCAUCUCUGCUCAAGAAGGCAGGUGCUACAUUCCGGCGAAGUGGUAAAGAUCGUCAGAAGACUGCCACGUUGAAACAGAAGACAGUCUGGGUGGUCCGUGAUAGGACCGAAUUUUUGCUGAUGGUCACGGAAAUACGUCUACUCAAUGAUAGUCUUGCCGACAUGUUUCCAGAUCUGAGUAUUCGUGAAGCUUUGCGGAGGGAGAUUCGUCGCACAAAAGAGAUCUCGUCGCUGGUCUUGCUGCAAGAAGCUGCCACCGAGAGCCUGGACGUGUCUGACAUUGUGAGUGAGCAGUUGGAAGAGAUGACGGUUAGCUAUCGAUCUGGUACCAGGGACGACACUGUCACUGCCACAUCGACAAGUACAGAUGGUAAUGGUUCGAAGAAAAUUUUCCCCUCGAAAAGGAAAUCAUAUGCUGCAUCUCGAGAACCGACCACACUGCAGGCUAUAGCUGGAGAUGAGGCUGCACUCGAUGCGCUCGAAAAACGUAUGGAAGUCAUCGAUGUAAUCGAGGCCAAGCUCAGCAAAGGUGCACUUGAAGUUUCUCUGAUCGGCCCUCAGGUUUGGAGUUCAAGGACAACAGCAUACAUCGGUUGGCGUGGUGUCGAAGAGGAUGAGUUUCGCACUUUAAAAUUCAGUGACAGGGGUUUUGCGAAAGCAUCGCACGCUUCUUUCGAAGCUUACAGAAAGAGAAAGUUUCUUAAAAAGCGUGUCAAGAACAAGUAUGGGGACGAAGACGACGAUGAAGAUUCUGCCGCGCUAGACCCCGAGGCGAGUCCGAGAUAUGAGAACAUAAACGCUGGCACCGUCACAGUGGAAGGGUUCGCAUUGGAGUGUUGGGUCUACGAAGAUGAGUACGGCAUCCGUAGAGAGAAUACUAUCAUGGUAUCGAUGUCGAACCCGCCAUCCAUUACUGCAGAAAGACUCCUUCGUCGACUAUCAGAACUUCAGAUACGAGCAGAUCGUCUAGGGUACAAUUCGGGACAGGACGAUCUCGACUUGCACGACUUUGUUAGUGACGACAGGAUAUGGUAUGUUUCCAGGACAGCUUACAAGGAAAGUGAUAGUACCAGUAAUCUAUACUCUACUCUCAAUCGAUCCGAUCUCUACGUCAACUUCAACACUGGGCUUGCGAUUACACGAGAAUGGUCGGACCCCAAGAGUGUCUGGAACCUUCUAUGGCAGAUAAUUCUCGGGAAGGAGCUUGAGCGACGGAUGCGCAAUUACCCUGACGCAUGGAUCAGUGGCUUCACUCCCCGAAUACUUGCCACACUCAUUAUCAGCGACCUUUGGAUCAGGAAUGUAGAAGUCAUACGGAGACCGAUUAUCGUCCCUCUAACCCUCAAGAAGAAACCAAACACUGCAGAAGAAGCGGCGGAGGCUGCGGAUUUCCAAAAACGAGGUGAUGUUGCCUUGGAGAACCAUAAGUAUCAGGAAGCGGAAGAUUUAUACACUAAAGCUUUUGAGAUUGGUGGCACCAAUGCCGUAUACCUCUGCAAACGAUCGGACGCUUCAUUCUCCCUGAGCAAGUAUGCAGAAGCUGUCUAUGAUGCAUCGAUCGCGACACAGUUCGAUCCCAAAUUGGUCGAGGGUUGGGUACGACUUGGUGCUGCGCAAGGUAAACUCAAUAAUCUCAAUCAGACAGUUGAGGCAUACAAUACUGCCGUCCAGCUCGCGGGCCUUAGCGUGACCCCGGCUAUAACUUCCAGUCUAGAAGAAGCAAGAGCUAAAGUUCGAACAUUCAACAAAGACGUCGAUGCGGAGAAGGACAGUAAGAAGAGGCACAAGAUGGUCGUUGACCAGAUGGACAAGAAGUGGAGUAUACUCACGGCUGAUAUCAAGUUCCAUUCACUUGUUCAUGAGCGACAAGUCGAUGGUCUACGGUUUUUCGCCGAGAAAAUGAGAUGGCCAUACUUGAACGAAGUGCGUGACAUCGCCGAAGAAGUUUAUGCAUCGAUACACAACGGAACACCUAUCAACUAUCAUGUGGCGGAUUGGUUCUAUGGCUUAUCGUUACCAGGCUCACAAUUCGCAGCUAAGGUCAUGGGGGCCUUGAUUCACUGUUCUCCCUCACUACUAAAGGAGAUAACGUACUGCUACCAAAGCAACAUCAUCCUAUCAAAGCAGACAUAUUGGCGGUCAACGAGUGUUCUCGGUCGUGUCCUCGGAGCUCUGCCAAAUGUAAAGAGUCUCUGUGGAUGGCUAGGUCCAUGCCCUUCUGUCGAGCUCGAUCCGCCAGAUAAGAUGCCCCUGGCAGCACGUCUCAAAGCCAGAGCCUUGCCACCAAUUAAGCCAGUCGUCGAUAAUGGCCGCAAUGAAAUUGUAAUUCGGAGACGGUCCAACAGCUAUCAAUAUACGGCACCAGCUCACCAUGAAGACCUCACAGCAUACAUCGCCGACAUGACGACUGAAGAUGCCUACAUCGCCCCACAGCCUCCAGUAGAGUCAAUGACUACAGUCACGCUUAAAUCAAUCAAGCUGAAGAAAGUGCCGUCAGAUGUACUCAACGAGAUGCCCGCUAUUUCAGGCGCUUACCAGAACCUUGAAUACCGAGCCAGCCUAUCUUUCUCGAUCGAUAACGGCGCCAACGAAGUCACAUACUCUUUAUAUACUAACCCUAUCUUCGUGACUCUACCAGUCUGCUACGGUGGCCCUCACAGAGUGCACCGACGGGCAAUCAAGAGAUACCAGCCCAUUCAGUUCGAUGUAGAGAUGUUGGAGGACCGUAUACCGGAUGAUGAAGAAGACCAAGAGGCUUGCAUGCUGAUCAAUGCUACAGGCAGAGGGGCUGAGAUUCUGGCGAGAGCGUGGUGCUGUGAAAGAGGGAAACAUGCGAUCAUUGUGCGGGAGAAUAGUACGUGUCUUGUAUGUGCUUUCAACUCUGCCGAGAGUCUAGAAAUUGGUGUGGUGAUCUGGGUAUAG
Messenger RNA from Lithohypha guttulata, 3276 nucleotides. RefSeq lists its product as uncharacterized. The transcript has a single exon. The record is from RefSeq and is a predicted model, not a curated record. Gene Ontology annotation, molecular function: protein binding. Lineage: Eukaryota; Fungi; Ascomycota; Eurotiomycetes; Chaetothyriales; Trichomeriaceae. The coding region runs from base 1 to 3276 and encodes 1091 amino acids.